Amaranthus tricolor (Joseph's coat) is the source of this 1916-nucleotide messenger RNA. Its product is annotated as U-box domain-containing protein 33-like. The coding region runs from base 309 to 941 and encodes 210 amino acids. NCBI's taxonomy places the organism in Eukaryota, Viridiplantae, Streptophyta, Magnoliopsida, Caryophyllales, Amaranthaceae. The transcript is spliced from 6 exons. The record is from RefSeq and is a predicted model, not a curated record.
AAUUCUAAUCCCUUAUAAUGCAAAUUUCAUCUUCUUUGGUGUUCGUAUCAGUUUAAUUUUUACCAAUAAUCGUUUUUUCUUGUAAUUAUUUGCUAUAUUUUCAGUGUUUGAUCUAGUAUUCAAAAUGCAGUAUUUUUAAUUGAAAUUUGAAAGGUUAAAGAGCACAAGAGAAAGAAUUUUUGGAGGAUAACAAAAUAUAUGUUGCUGUUGGAAAAAAUGCAGAAGAAAGAGAAGAAAUUUUGAAUUGGGCUAUAAAGAGUUCAAGAGGGGAAACUAUAUGUGUAAUUCAUGUUCAAGUACCUGCCCAAAUGAUUCCUUUACCAAAUGAUUAUAUAGUUCCUGUAAUUUCAGUCCAAGAAGCAGAUAUUCGAGCAUUUCAAGAACAUGAAAGACAAGAAGUGGUCAAUAUGCUAGAUGAUUGUGUUCAAAUCUGUAAUCUUGAACAGGUUUCAUCAGAAAAAAUGUAUAUUGAGAUGGAAUCUAUAACCGAUGGGAUAUUAGAACUCAUCUUUCAGCUGAGGAUAACAAAAUUGGUUAUAGGUGCAGGAGCUGACAAUCAAUGUUCGAGGAGAAUGACAACACCAUUGUCAAAAAUGGCCAAUUACUUGCUGCAGCACGCACCUAACUUUUGUCACAUCUGGUGUGUUGGCAAGGGUCUAAUCUAUACAAGGAACGGAAUGAAGAAACCAACUUCAUAUGUUGAAGAGAAAUCACCAAAUACCUCAGACUCUGAUAGACCUAAUGCCGGCUCUCUAAGUCAAGAAUCAAGUUCUGGAUUGAGAUAUGCGAGUUUUAGUGGAUAUGAAGACAGUUCUGAUGAAUUUGACAGAUCGCCAAAGUUUAGUUUUUCGCAUUCCUCAACUUCCUCGCUCGAAGCUGAAUCAGCUUUUAGUUCACCAUGUUUAUCUUCUAAAAGAGAAGAAUCAGAGACUCUGAUCUAGAGUUGUUGACUUUGCCUCGGGUAGAGAAUAAGUAUCAGGAGGAAAGCUGUAUGAUUGAUGAUUUAUGUGAAGAGCUUGAGCAAACGAUGACACAAGCGGAGAAUUUAAAGCAAGAAGCUUUUGAACAAUCAAAAAGGUGCCAGAAAGCUGAGAAAGAGGCUUUAGUAGUAACUCGCCAGGUAAGUGUAUAGAAAUUUUUCUGCCUAUGAUUUAUUCUCGAAUUUAGUGUCCUGUGCAAGACGUUUUUUGCUUUUUGUCAUUCUAAAACAUCGAGUGAUCAUGUUUUUGAUGCAUGAUUUCUAAAACAAUCCUUUCUCUUAGAUGCUAUAUUAUAUAAGUAGUUGAGGCUGAAACCAAUGGUUUUGAUGACAAAAUAAGCUAUUACAUGGUAUUUGGUUAUUGAUAUUAAAUGGUGGUUAUGUCAUUUCCAUGAUAAUGGAGCUCUCAGCCUCAAAUUGUCAAACAUGUGUUUUUGUUCAUAAUUUUCCAUUUCCACCUAAUACUGCAUUUUCAAAUGGUAAUGGAUGGUAUGAGUUUUGUGAAGAAAAAGAAUGAUACGACUAGUAUAAGCAUGAUCAUGUACCUUGUCAAGUAGUUUUUUCUUAGCUAAAUUACAUUAAAUUUUCAAUAUCAUUCCCGCCAAUCAAAUAUCAACAACUAAACAGGUCGUUAAAGCAGUUAGUAAAAUUUUAAAUGUUGAUGUUACAAGUUUGGCUUCAUCAGCCCUUAAAUUAAUAUAAGCUUUAUCAAGAACUUGUUGUGCCUUCUUUUUUUCCUUGAACAGAUAGAUUAGGCUCUCCAUAUUUCUUUCUUUUCUUAUGAAAAUGCUCUCUCGAGGUUUAGGUAAAAGCUGCUCAAAAAUUGUAUUUUGAGGAAAUUAGACAAAGGAAAAUGAUAGAGGAAGAUCUGGCUGACAGGAAGAAGGAAUUUGAAGCCACAAGAAGCAUAUUGGAAAAGGUCUCACAAGAACUCCAA